GCGUGGGGCCGUCCUCUGGGGGCGGACGCGAGGAGGGGGCAGCAUGGCCGGCGGCGAGAGCUGGCGGCCGCCGCGGCCGUGCGAGGACUACUGGUGGGAGUGGCGGCACUGCCGCGGGCUGCGGCACGCCUUCCACCACUACUACGCGCACGGGCAGCUGCCCGCCUGCGCCCGCUGGCGGGACGACUACGCCGCCUGCCGCGCCUGGGAGAGCGGCCGCACCGCCGCCGCGCAGGAAGCUUUGUGCAAGAGUGAAAGAGCCCGCGUGGCGGAAAGGCAGAAAUAUGCCCCGGUGUGGACGUUCAGGAAGAGCCCGCCGCCUGACUGGUACCUUCCGCUCGACCAAGACAAUCCCAAGUGACGCAAGUGCUUCACCGGGAUCUCAUCUCAGCAACGCAGCAGGAAACUCAAAUUUGCAGCUCCUCUUCCCCAGCAAGCCCAGUGUUGCACACUGUUGGAACAUCUGGGCCUGCCAGCUGGGAAAAUAAAAACAAGCUGGGACUCCUCUCUGCCAGUUCAGGACACUGGCAUUUUAAAGGCACUACCCAGAUUCAGUACUGUCAUGCUUAAGAGCUUCUGGCAUGGUGGGAUAAAUUUGCAGGCCCUGAAACAUGCCUGCUGCUGGGGAACUGCUCUUGAACAGUAACGCGUGUGGUCUUUUUAA
Messenger RNA from Oxyura jamaicensis (ruddy duck), 664 nucleotides. RefSeq names its product chromosome 15 C22orf39 homolog (gene C15H22orf39). The record is from RefSeq and is a predicted model, not a curated record. NCBI's taxonomy places the organism in Eukaryota, Metazoa, Chordata, Aves, Anseriformes, Anatidae. The transcript has 4 exons. The coding region runs from base 44 to 361 and encodes 105 amino acids.